Molecule: messenger RNA, 2915 nt
Organism: Malaya genurostris
Lineage: Eukaryota; Metazoa; Arthropoda; Insecta; Diptera; Culicidae
Gene: Picot
Product: putative inorganic phosphate cotransporter
Exons: 5
Coding region: 543-2174 (543 amino acids)
Biological process (GO): monoatomic anion transport; transmembrane transport
Molecular function (GO): transmembrane transporter activity
Source: RefSeq, a predicted model, not a curated record
UCUUUCUAGUCUCAGUUGAUAAAGACUAUAGUUGGCUGUUAGGUUGUUUGACUAAGCUUAGUUUUACGGGUUCUGGAAAGUGUGUGGAUAAGACCGACAUGGUAAAAGCGUGCACAGUGGGAUAGAAACCGGAUCUACAUGGUUACACUCCAUAACGGUUCAAGUUCAACUGCUGUUGCUACUACUUCGGUAGUUAUUACUCAACCCUACAAACCGAUUGAGCUUUUCCUAUUUGUUUUCGUCGGAUGAAUAUAAUAUAUACUUCCAACACUCAGCUGUGAAUGAAACGUGCAUGUUUCACAUUGCGAUAAGAUUGUACAAUAAUGAACACGAUCGUUCAGUUGAACGAAAUUCUCAGGACGAACGGUGUACCGCAACGUUAUCGUUAGCAUCUUCGAAAUCGAAUCAUCUCGGAAACCUUAUUGGAGUAAGAAGUGGGAAGAUCUUAGCAAGCGAGAAAAUAAAAUUCUACUAGAGGGCAAAGUACAAUUGCUGGAGUGUUUUUGUGUAUGUACGUGCUUGUGGUUUAGGAGUUGCAUAAAAUGUCGCCUACUGCCAGAACUGAGAAUCGAACUCGCGACGGCCACGUUCUGGUGUGGGAACAAGCCGGUAUCGCCGAUGGAGAAACUAAAAAUAGCCGACGUUUCGGUUCUCGGCAUUAUGUCGUGUUUAUGCUAUUCCUGGGGAUGGCCAACGCCUAUGUCAUGCGAACUAACAUGUCAGUGGCAAUCGUAGCCAUGGUGAACCAAACGGCGAUUGCUCACGAUGCCGAACUAUUCGACGAUGAGUGUCCGGAGACUGACUACGGCGAAGCGGACACGGAAGCACACCAGGACGGUGAAUUUCUCUGGAGUACGAGUAUGCAAGGGUACAUACUGUCAUCGUUUUUCUACGGAUACGUAAUUACGCAAAUUCCUUUUGGACUGCUCGCCAAGAAAUACGGUGCGAUGGGAUUCCUUGGCUGGGGAAUGUUGAUCAAUUCGGUGUUUGCCUUUCUGGUUCCGGUAGCGGCGCAACAAGGCGGUCCAGUAUGGCUGAUUGUCGUACGAUUCAUCCAAGGUUUGGGUGAGGGACCGAUCGUGCCUUGUACGCAUGCAAUGCUAGCAAAGUGGAUUCCACCGAAUGAACGCUCACGCGUUGGUUCCAUCGUUUACUCGGGUGCCCAAUUUGGAACGGUUAUUUCUAUGCCGUUAUCUGGACUACUGGCAGAUCACGGUUUUGCCGGUGGUUGGCCAUCAAUCUUCUACGUGUUCGGCAUCAUCGGAACGGUGUGGUCUAUUGCCUUUCUGAUGACCUGUCAUGAAGAUCCCAUCACACAUCCGACGAUUCGCGAAGACGAACGCAAAUACAUUCAACAGUCUGUGUGGGGCAAGGCUGGUGUACACAUUCCUCCAGUUCCUUGGAAGUCUAUUUCUCGCUCAUUACCAUUCUACGCAAUUCUGCUGGCGCAUUUAGGUCAGAAUUAUGGCUAUGAAACACUAAUGACCGAGCUACCUACAUACAUGAAGCAGGUGCUGCGAUUCUCCAUCAAAGCGAACGGAACCCUCUCCGCGCUUCCUUACCUAGCUAUGUGGUUAUUCUCCAUCGUUGUCGGCUGGGUUGCCGACUGGAUGCUUACUUCGGGCCGCUUCACACACACGGUGACGCGUAAGAUCUCGAACAGUAUCGGUCAGUACGGUCCGGCAAUUGCGCUCAUCAUCGCCUCAUAUACCGGAUGCAGCCGAGCACUGACGGUUGCUAUUCUGACGAUCGGCAUCGGGUUGAAUGGCGGUAUCUACGCCGGUUUCAAGAUCAAUCACCUCGAUAUCACUCCCCGGUAUGCGGGAAUCCUGAUGGCCUUUACCAACUGUUCCGCUAAUCUAGCUGGUCUAUUAGCGCCAAUUGCAGCCGGUAACAUCAUAGAGGGAAAGCCAACGAUCGCCCAGUGGAGGAUUGUGUUUAUGAUAGCUGCCGGUGUUUACCUGUUCACCGCAACCUUUUUCAAUAUUUUCGCGUCCGGUACGCGCCAACCGUGGGACAACCCGGACAACGAUGAACCUCAGAAACUUACUUCGGUCGAAGCAGGCCAUGCGACGCAGGAAAACGGUCACAAUCACAACAGUGCUGCGCUCGUUGCUAGUGGCAACGGAACGACGGCGACGUUUCGACCAACUGCCAGCGAGCAGAGGCAGUAGUAGGCUGUGUAGGGUAGUUUUUUUUUCUUCAAGUUAAGAUACGACACUAGGAUAACAGUAAGGACUCAAACCCGCUCUUCUUUUCUAUUCGCACGAUUCAAUGAUUUCGAUCAAGGUAAAUUUUCAAUUUUUUUUUGAAAAAUAUUUUCACGACCCCAAUCCUUACUUACUGCUUUAAGUUAAAUGUAAUUAUUUUGAUAUUCUUGUUGAAUGCCGGUGAGAAUAUCAGUGAGUGACUUUCUAGUUAAGUUUGAUUAAUUACUGAAAAUCUGUUUGUUUGCUGAAAGUGAAACAAACCUCAUAUCGGAGGAUUACACGAAAGACUUGUGAUAGGACAUUUACAGAACACGUUAUUAAAACUGCCCAAAUAUUAGCCAGGCACCUUUAUCGAAGGAAUUCGAUACAAAUCAUCCAAAGGUUGUAGUUUUUUUUUAAAUAGUAGGGCAUGAAUAUCGUUAGACAUAUCGCAGACCGUCAAUUCCACAGUGCCGUAACGAAGAACAUGCAUAGUUGUACAUGUGAUUUUCAAAGAAAAUGAAAAAAAGAAUGUAAUUCGGAUGUUACAAACUAACAAAGUAGUUUAUUCAGUUUAUAAUUAUAUAUAUAAUUCACUAUCAUACAAUUUUAUAUUGUACAUAUUUAAACGAAAGAAAACAAUAUGAAACACAAAACAAGAAGAUUGAAAGGCUUUGCCCUUUUUGAGAUAAUGAUGAUAAUAAAAGAAACGAUAUAAUCAAAUAA